Molecule: messenger RNA, 2418 nt
Organism: Acaulospora morrowiae
Lineage: Eukaryota; Fungi; Glomeromycota; Glomeromycetes; Diversisporales; Acaulosporaceae
Source: the annotation of a GenBank genome assembly
AUGGCUUCCCCUACAAAAGACAACUAUAACUCGAAUAUUGCGUCGAUUCCUCCUACGCACCCCUCGAGUCAUUUCCAUUCAAACAAAUCUGUAUAUGCUGUAUGGAAUCUUUUUAACUCAUCCAUACCCACAGUGUCUUUCUCCUCGGUCGCCUACGUGUUGAUCGUCGUGGCAAUCUUGGGAUUCGCUCUGGCAUUUGUACAUAAGAAUGUAAGCAAGCCUAGCUGGAAACCUAAUUCCCAGCAACUGAGCGAAAAACUUAGAUUGUUCAUGGCUGGAUCCAUCGGCGAUACAACUCGUAGGGUGUUUAAUGGAUGGUCGAGGUCGCGUCAAGACACCACGACAAUUUCAAGUAGGGACGAAAAGAGUAGACGCUUGUCUCCAGACACGUCCUCUUCGUCAUCUACAUCGCUGUCACCGUCCGUACUACCAACGCACACAGGAUCUCCGAGAUUAUAUAAAAAGACAUCAAACUCUCAGUUGACACCCCAAAGGCGUUCGAAUUCGCGUCAAAAAGCGCAAGCGCAAAUUCCACCCAUCAAUACACUUUCAGUAAUAGAAGAUAAUCAAUCUAUAGCUUCUUCAAUUAGUGAUUCGCCGAUCGAACGACCUUCCUCAUGUGCAGAACCGGACGAAACAAAAACGACUGUAACAAUUAAUGUUGUAGAUCCUCGGACUGAACAGGUGAUAAAUGGUGAUGGUCCUCGAGAAAAUAAUUUCCAGAUAGAAAAUAUUUCCGACAGUCAUUUGGAUGCGAAUGAUUCCCAAUCAGGUAUCCACAAAUUUUCUCCGGAACAUGCACAAGAACAUAUUGAUUCAUGGAAUAGAAACUCUGUCUCAAACGGAGAUGAGAAUAAUAGACGGAUAGCCUUGGACAUGAUGACAUCACCAUCCAUUUCAUCAACUCACGAUGUAUCACCAAUAUUGUAUAAAAAGAACUCAAAUACUCGAUUAAAGGAACAUCGGAGGCAAAAUUCACGUCAAAAGGAUCAGACCGUUUUUGUCGAUCAAGAAAGCGAUGAAGGAUAUCAAUCAGAUCGUAACGUAAAUCGCCGAAAUUCUUUAGAAACUCCUGUUAUAGAAAAAAAUUUUCAAGAUUCAACUCAAGAGGAUGAAAAUUUUGUAAAACCCGGGCACAGGAGACGAAGAAGGAGAACCAGGAGUUCUAAAAAUAACAACCAACAAAAUUCACGAGAACAGCAACGCCCUGAACAAAAAUCAUCAAAACAUGAACAAACACCGAAACAUGAACAUAAGGUUAACGAGUUAACUAGAUCGCGCAAAUCUAGUGAUUCAAUUCGGUCAAUGUCAUUCCCUCCUUCGCAGAAACAAUUGCAUGUACAAAAUCUCGCGCAGCAACAACAACCGAAUGAAUUGAACAAAUCCCUUCAAAUUGGAGAUUCAAAAACAAAUUGGCAAAAGUCAACGAAUCAAAACAUUGAUGCUGUACAAUUUCAAUCACAACAACGAUCGCAUCAGCGUUCUGAUCAAUCAACUUAUUUUCCUUCCGUCAAUAAACGUAAUAAUGGCCCUAUCUACCAACAACCUUCGAACGCCACAACUAUUCCCGCAAAAGCAGAGUUGAACAAAAAUACGAUUGUAUUCCGUAGAUCAGAAAUACUUGCGUCACCUCAUACUGAAAUCUCAACACAAAAUACCCAUCUGAUUGAUCAAUCGAAUGCCAAUACCCCUAUCACAAAGUUUACUUCCUAUGCUGAUGUAAUUUCUCCUCAUAAUCGGAAUUCUUCAGUCACAACGAGAGUUCCUCAGACAAUGAAUUCGUUGUUAUCAAAUGAGGUUAAGAUUACAACACCCGCCCCCACCGCUUCUGUGAUGAAUGUUACAAACCGCCAAUGGUACUCACCUUUCGGAUCUGGUCUCUCUAUUCAAUUUACCCCACCGACCUCUCCCAAAAAUAGUCACAGCAAGCUGCCAUCAUCAAAAAAUUCUUCACUCACUUUUGCUUCAACGUCUAACUCUUCACCAACUAUACCUGAACGACAUCAGUCAGUGAUUUCACCACCACCCCCAAUAUCUGCCGCAAACAAUGCGUCUUCAUCGAUGUCAAUGUUUACUUCAUCACCUUUUUCUACUCUAACCACAUCUUCAUCGAAUAUAAAUCAAUUAAAUUCUAUGAACGCAUUGUCGGCUUCAUCUUCAUUAAGGGGAACAUUCUUCGGUAAAAAACAUCCGAUUUUGGACAAAGAAAAGGGUGAUAUGUCUGAUCAAGAAAUGGAUGAAGGGAAAGUAUGGGGAGAACAGAAGGUUGAAUCUUCGGUAUCAAAAAAUAAUAACCUAGGAAAAUUGAACGAGAAAAACGUUCAGAGCACUGUGUGGUAUGAAUCACAGAGAUCUCAGCAACCACAAUUUUCUUUAUUUGAUAAGAGAUUGUCAUUCAUGUAUCCUCCAAAAUCCUAA